This is a messenger RNA of Hordeum vulgare subsp. vulgare (domesticated barley), 3696 nucleotides long. RefSeq lists its product as uncharacterized. The record is from RefSeq and is a predicted model, not a curated record. Bases 78 to 3113 code for a protein of 1011 amino acids. Gene Ontology annotation, biological process: DNA damage checkpoint signaling; positive regulation of transcription by RNA polymerase II. The transcript is spliced from 10 exons. Gene Ontology annotation, cellular component: nucleus. NCBI's taxonomy places the organism in Eukaryota, Viridiplantae, Streptophyta, Magnoliopsida, Poales, Poaceae. Gene Ontology annotation, molecular function: histone binding.
AAGCCAGAUUUGGUACAGAAAGAAGACCCUCCGCCCCCCCCCUCUCCUUCUCCUGGCGGCGCCCAGGCCCCGCCGCCAUGUCGACCUGCGCCUACCACUCGCCGCGCUUCUCCGAGGAUAAUGCGUGGCUCCCGCAAUGGCUUCAGCCGCAUCGGCAGCCGACGGCCGGCGAGCACCGAACAGACAGCGCCGGCGUGUCGCCGCUGCCUUGUGAGGACUGUGUGUUCAUUCUGGACCCUGCACAGGAGCAACGGAGUUGUCCGAAUGCCACGGUAAACGCUGGUGGUUACAGCGGGUUCCGUUUGCAUUUGUCAGGAGAUGAGGAUACACCUGCUGCAAGUACUCCGACAGACAGAGAGGUUCUGCCUUUCUCUCUGCACCUUUCUUCAGAAAGUGCAGCACAACUCUCCUCAGUUCAAGCCAAUGUUAGACCUCAGAUUCUAAACUCUGGUGCAUGCAAAGGACCGUUGAAGGGCUCUUAUGUUAAUGGUCAAGUACAAGAGAUCAAAGCUGUACAAGAUGCUAAAAGCAUCAAGGAUGAUAAGCAACUAGAAGUCAGUAGAGUGGCUAGCAAGGAUAUCUCCUCAGUUCAAGCCAAUGUUAGCCCACAGAUUCUAAAUUCUGGUACAUGCAAAGGACCAUUCAAGGACUCUUAUGUUGAUGGUCAAGCACAAGAGACCGAAGCUGUGCAGGAGGCUAAAGGCCUUAAGGAUGAUGCACAACAAGGAGUCCGCAGAGUGGCUAGCAAGGAUGUCACUAAACCACUUGGUGCAAGAAAACAUCAACCAUCGGGUGGAAAAGCUGAUGUUCAGAAGCUCCGUAAGGCAGAUGCUAAUGAUGCGGUUGAGCUAUCUAUUGCUGCCUCUGAGGCUAUGGUUAUCGCAGAAAUGAUACUUGAUGAUUGCCAGCCUGAUAAGUUGACUGCAUCUGCCCUCGAAGCUGCUCUGCGUGUAAAGGAAGCUCGGAGACAGUGUUUUCUUGAGGAAGUAGAACAUUAUAGUGAAUCUUUUCAAAAUGGUCUGGAUGAGAGUGAUUGGCUUGCAGAAUUGGAUGAGAUCGAAAUGCUUGACGUAUUCGAAGAUGUUGGCCUGUGUACUGUUCAAACUGCUUGUUCAUCUCAAGACCACAACACAACUAACUUGAAACAGAGCAUCACUCAGCCUAGUUAUGCCUCGCAUGAUGUAGACAUUUGUUCUUCUGAGGAGCAAAAUAAAGAAUGGCGCAGCCAAGAUGCUUGUACCAGUGACCAUGUACCUGAUUCUUUGGCAGAGAACAGUUCUGCUGGUGCGCUAGUAAAAGAAUCAAGUCCAGGAUGUGUUCCUGUAAAGCAACCAGCUCGAGAUAAAGCAUUCUCUUGCUCGAGAAAUAAGGAACCUGCUUUCCAGAAGUUGACUCAAAACAACCAUGAUUUUACUGAAAACAUGAGGAAUCCAGUAAGAGGUCAAAAUAUCACGAAGGAAGCUGGAAGAAUUGUUGAAGAGACGAAGUUUGGUGGUCGUGCAAGGAAGCAUAUAAGAACUAGCUUCAUUUCGGAGUCGAUGGAUAGCAUGAAUGAGUGCUCUCCUGCACCUAGAGCGAUAUCGGCAGAAAUGGUUGCCUCUUCAAGAGCAUCUUUUCUCCAAAAGGAUGAAGGUUUCCAUGGAGAGGAUCAAAGUGCGGAGUCAUGCCAUCAAGUAGUAUGUUCAAGCUUAUCACCUGAGGAUCCUCUCUGUUCAUUUGUUCCGUGUAGCAUAUCUUGCAAUGAAGUUUCCACUAGUCAACCUCCUGAAUGCAAACAGAGGAAUGAGGAGAAGAGUAAACCAGCAUAUCCCAAUGAAUCUCUGAAGAAUGACCUAGAUGUAGAAGCCAGUCCAUCUUCUGUGCCGUUAGAUACGGUAGCAGAAUCUAAUUCAGGGAGGCGGAGAAUACACAGUUCACUCAGGCCUUUUAGCAUGCUAGGACGACCUAUAUCAAACAUCUCGGGAGGUAGUGUGGCUCAUAAUGAUGUUAAUGUGGCAGUUUGUCAGAAUGAGAGAGGCACACCGAUAAUCUUAAAUAAGAAGAUACAGCGUAUCCAAGCCUCUAAUCAGUUCAUAGAAAACAAUGCUGAAGCUGGAAGUUUGAAUGGUUUUUCUUUGGUUCAGAAGAAAUCAUCUGAUGCUCACAAUGAUAAUGAGCAUCAUAGCAAAGAGCAAUAUAUCCCAUCAGAAGUUUUUCCUCAACCCACAACAUAUUUGAGUGUUGCUAAACGAUGCCUUAAAAGAAAAGGACCCCAAUUGUUGAAUGCUAAACCUAGUACUAGACAGACCAAGAGCAGAAGGGUUAAAUCUCGAUUCAGUUGGUCUGAAAGCAGAGUUGCUGACAUGCAGGAGCCCAGGGAAUGCACUGGCAAAAAAGAAGCCAUAUUUCAUAGACUAGAGUUUUUGGUGACUGGAUUUCAAAGUCAUAAGGAGAAAGAGAUUGUCUCUGUAAUAAGGAAAUUUGGAGGUUGUAUUCUUUCUAAAGUGCCACCCUGUCCAUUUGAUAAAAAAAGCAAGCUUGCAGAGCUUGUGAGGUGGAAGCCUCCUGUAGUUCUUUCCCCUAAAAAGGUAUCAACAGCUAAGUUCUUGUAUGGUUGUGCUACCGAUUCCUGGAUUUUAAAUUCCAAUUGGCUUUUUGAUUCUCUUCAAGCUGGUUUACUGUUGCCACCUGGAAAGUACUUAAUUCGACAAAGGCAUACAGUGGAGAUUUCAACAUUUGGCCAAUCAGUUUACCUAAGAAAUAAUAAAUUGGUAUUUCAUGGAGUAGGAUUCUUGAUCCAUGGCAAAAUCAGCUUCUGUUCAAAAUUCUCGAACAUUAUCAAGCAUGGAGGUGGCCAAGUUUUUGUAUCUCUUCAAGGAUUAAUUGAAAGCUUGGAGGAUAAGCAUUGCUCGCGUGGAAUCAUUCUUGUUGCAAAUGAGGCGAGCGCAUCACGCCAUCUAAGUCAUUGUGGGCUGGAACAUGACAUAAAAACAGCGCCAGCAAGCUGGAUCAUAGGCAGUCUGUUUUCCGGGAAGCUGAGUCCCCUGAAGAAAGACCGCUGUGCUGCGUUUCGUCGGAUUAAGAUGCCAUCAUUCAAACAACAGCGUGCAUUUGAAAUGAGCCAAGAAAUAUAGUUCUUGUCAAGGAAAGCCUGGAGCACCAUGAUGGUCCAAUCGCAAGCAGAGUUUUGAAUGGCAUGUUUCUGCCACGACUUGUAUCCACCUGUGCUGCGUGGAGGCUGAUGCCUGUGUUUUCAUCAUUUUUACAAAUAUUGGAAAGGGUCUGACGUCAAAGCACCUGUAAUGGUGAUAUGAUGUACAGGUGCCUAUAUUCGAAGAAGACCAAGGGCUAAACUACUGGGGUGAAUGACGCCAAACAUCAUUCAGGGGUGUGUUAUUUACUUUCCUGAAGAUCGUAAUGUUCACUGGAGGCUGUACACAGCUUAGAAAUCGGCAACUGAGCAGAAAUUCUGUAGUGCAUAAUAAAGUUCUUUCUUGGAUCGGUAGACUUUUCGCCUGUUCCAUUUCAUAGAAUUCUGUGGUGUAUAACAUGUGAGAACAUGCGUUUGCAGAUGGGACUAGUCCAGACUCCGGAGUAUGUAUAACAGUGGUGGAAUACUGCUCACUGCACUUACAGUCUCCCUGCCCAUAUUUUUCGAAUGUUGUCGUUGUUGCAAGUACAAUGCUAAAGAAAUAUGAACGGAAUUUCUUUCUCUUA